UAUAACGAAAAGUAUUCUUAAAGUAUACUUAAUACAACAAGAAAUGUAAAGAUCACCGUCGUCACUACAAUAACACAUAAAAAACCGAAAAUUCAAAAUCCAACUAAAAUGGUUGCAAGAAACUUUUCCGUACAAGAUAUACCGUAUUCAAGAUUACUUCAAGUUCCCGAUGAAGAACGCGAAUUCUUAAAUCUGGAAGAAUUGAAACCACAUCAAUUAACCGAAUUAGGAAUAUCCAACCAUCAUCGCAACGAUGAAUCGGAAUCCAAUUCUGGAACACAUCAUCUGGAGUUUAGUCCACAAUCGAUUUAUUACGAUUUGAAUUCACAUCACACCAUAGAAUUAUACCCAAAUGAUAUGACGAAAGUAACACAUGACGGUAAAUUGCCGAAUUCCAGUGCGUUAAUAGAAAAGCAAAAGUUGCAUCCGCAACAACAACAACAACAACUACAUCAAAAUGUUAUCAUCCAACGACCUCCUGUUUCGCCCACAAGUGUUGGCGUGUCUAGGAAAAGGAAAAGCUUGUGUACGACAGACGGGAGCGAUUUUGAUGAUGAGACCAGUGACGAUGCCAAGUCAGUACGGACGACAGACAACAAUAAAAAGCAUAAUCAUAGCGAGAUCGAAAAACGUCGUCGUGAUAAGAUGAACACUUACAUAACCGAAUUGUCGUCAAUGGUUCCCAUGUGCAAUUCAAUGUCACAUCGAAAAUUAGACAAACUUACCGUACUUCGUAUGGCCGUUCAACAUUUGAAGUCGAUACGUGGUGCGGUGCAUUCCUACACAGAAGGUCACUACAAGCCGGCAUUUCUGUCCGAACAAGAACUGAAAAUGUUAAUAUUGCAAGCGGCUGAAGGUUUCCUAUUCGUUGUAGGAUGCGAUCGGGGACGAAUACUUUAUGUUUCAGAGUCGGUUUCGCAAGUUCUCAAUUAUUCACAGGGUGAUUUGCUGGGACAAAGUUGGUUUGAUAUUUUACACCCCAAGGACGUGGCGAAAGUUAAAGAACAAUUGUCAUCAUCCGAUUUAAGCCCGAGGGAGAGACUGAUAGAUGCAAAAACAAUGCUGCCACUCCGAACUGACGAACCUCUUGGCUUAUCGAGACUGUGUCCAGGAGCUAGGCGUUCGUUCUUUUGUCGAAUGAAAUGUAAAACAUCCACUCAAGUCAAAGAAGAGGCAGAAACAUCGAACGGUUCGCAUCGACGACGAAAACAGAUAUCGACGGAUAAGAAGUACACAGUCAUCCAAUGCACUGGAUAUUUAAAGUCAUGGGCUCCGGCCAAAAUCGGCUUAGAAGAACAAGAAACUGACGGUGACAAUGACACAUGCAAUUUAUCGUGUUUAGUAGCCGUCGGAAGAAUACCGCCCAACAUUUUCACGCCAAAGAUACCCACGACGGGCAAUUAUCCUCAUCUACGAACUAUUCAAUUCAUAUCUCGACAUGCUAUGGACGGAAAAUUCUUGUUUGUCGAUCAAAGCGCAACACUAGUCCUCGGAUUCCUACCGCAAGAGUUGCUUGGCACAUCCAUGUAUGAGUAUUAUCAACAUGACGAUGUAUCACAUAUGGCUGAUGCGCACAGAAAAGCAUUACUGCAUGGUAAAAUAACGACGCCAAUUUAUCGUUUUAAAACUAAAGACAAAGGUUUUGUGCGGCUGCAAAGUGAAUGGAAGUCAUUCAAGAAUCCAUGGACUAAGGACGUGGAAUAUUUGAUUUCAAAGAACUCUGUGAUAUUAACUGAAUUCCAAGAAAAUUAUGCUAAGGAGGACGGACAACAGAUGCCAGCUAAUAUCGACUUUUUCGAUAAUUCAAGCGGACGUGAAAUGCACUGGAUCAUCAAUUCCCAUGUCGAGGCAAGUAAAAUUGGACGCAAAAUUGCCAACCAAGUAAUUGAUUACCAUCGACGCUUUGAUAACUCAUCGUCUGAAGAUAGUCCGCUUCCAUCUGACGAACCUCAACCGAGUACUAGCACCCACUUAUUAUCGUCAUGUGAAAACAGUGGUUCCGGUCACGAGAUACCUAACACAGAAUAUGCAUCCACGUCUCAUCAACAACGGGCUAAUGGAACCUUACCAGGUUAUAAUCACAUGCGAACGUCUAUGAUAGUAACACCUGAUCAAGAUUCAGAUUCCGAAAUAAUUCGAAUGAUGGGUAGUUCGGCGAUACCAGAACCGGCCAUACCAACAACAACAUCCGAUGGCAACGAUGAGGCCGCAAUGGCUGUUAUAAUGAGUUUAUUAGAAGCUGAUGCAGGUCUCGGCGAUCCAGUUGAUUUCAAUGGUCUGCCGUGGCCGUUACCUUGAAAUAUCAAUCUGAUUUCGAGUUGAAUUUGAAACGGAUGCGUUUACUCUUACUGUUUACUUAUAGCUUUAUGUUUUAAUAUGUACGUACAAUUCGAAGUUGCUGUGAAUUAUUAAACAAUUUUUUGGGUCCACAUUU
Messenger RNA from Bradysia coprophila, 2434 nucleotides. It is a transcript of the gene cyc, whose product is annotated as basic helix-loop-helix ARNT-like protein cyc. Gene Ontology annotation, cellular component: cytoplasm; transcription regulator complex; nucleus. NCBI's taxonomy places the organism in Eukaryota, Metazoa, Arthropoda, Insecta, Diptera, Sciaridae. Gene Ontology annotation, molecular function: protein dimerization activity; DNA-binding transcription factor activity. Gene Ontology annotation, biological process: regulation of DNA-templated transcription. The record is from RefSeq and is a predicted model, not a curated record.